Molecule: messenger RNA, 6211 nt
Organism: Mercenaria mercenaria
Lineage: Eukaryota; Metazoa; Mollusca; Bivalvia; Venerida; Veneridae
Product: protein O-mannosyl-transferase 1-like
Exons: 19
Coding region: 93-2339 (748 amino acids)
Biological process (GO): protein O-linked glycosylation via mannose
Cellular component (GO): membrane; endoplasmic reticulum
Molecular function (GO): dolichyl-phosphate-mannose-protein mannosyltransferase activity
Source: RefSeq, a predicted model, not a curated record
AACAAUAUCCAUGAGACUAAUAGUAGCAUGCAGAACGAUUUUUCCAUAAAAAUGUCAGACCAGGGGUACUGCUAUUCUUAUUAGCAUGAAAUAUGGAAGGUGAGUUUGAAAGAAGCAAGGAAACUCCUCUUCAUGACACAUCAGAAAAUCUUCAACAGAUGGCAGAGGAUACAAAGAGGAAGAAGAGUGAGCCAUUCACUAUAAAUAUACAGCUGGACUUCAUGCAAGUUUUGCUGUUUAUAGCUGCAUUAUUAACUAGGACUUGGCAGCUGGGAUCUCCAAAAUCUGUGGUAUUUGAUGAGCUGCAUUUUGCCAAGUAUGUUUCAUUAUACAUGAAAAAGAUUUUCUUCUUUGAUGUUCAUCCACCACUUGGGAAGCUGAUACUGGCAUUUAUAGGCAGUUAUACAGCAUUUGAAGGUCACCUGGGUUUUGAAAGAAUAGGGGCAGAGUACCCUAGUGACUUCCCAUUGAAGGAGUUGCGUUUAAUACCAGCAGUUUGUGGAAGUCUUGUUGUACCACUUGUUUAUCAGAUAGCAGUAGAACUUGGCUUCAGUAGGUGGUCUGCUUUACUGGCAGGUGCUUUUAUACUACUAGACAAUUCCCUCCUAGUGCAGUCAAGAUUUAUUCUGAUGGAGGGAAUGUUACUUUUCUUCAUGUGCCUGUCUCUACUCAGCUACCUUAAAUUUAGAUCUCUGGGACAUAGGUCAUUUUCACUACAGUGGUAUUUUUGGCUGUCCUUGACUGGUGUGUCAUUUACAUGUACACUAAGUGUAAAGUAUGUGGGGUUAUUUACUGCAGUGUUGAUUUUGUACUUGAUAUUGCGAGACUAUUGGAAACUUUUGUCAGAUUUUACAAAAGCUGAUCUGUGUUUGGUCAACCAUAUGUUGGUAAGAACAGUGUUCUUGUUGUUGGUACCAGCAGUGUUGUAUGUGUACAUGUUCUACAUACAUCUCACUAUUCUCACCAAGGCAGGACCUCAUGAUAAUAUUAUGACAAGUGCUUUCCAAGCUAGUUUGGAGGGAGGAUUAGCAGCUCUGACAAAAGGUCAGCCUUUCCAUAUUGUAUAUGGGUCACAGAUCACCUUGAAGCAUACAUAUGACCCAGCACCUGGUCAUCCUUGCUGGCUUCACUCUCACACACAUCCAUACCCUGUGAGAUACAAGGACGGACGGGGAUCCAGCCAUCAACAACAAGUCACAUGUUAUACACAUAAGGAUGUCAACAACUGGUGGAUUGUUAAACAUCCAGACAGAGAAUCAUUGAAGGUUGAAGAUCCACCUGAACCUGUUAAGAAUGGUGAUAUUAUACAACUGAUACAUGGGCUUUCUGGAAGAGCACUUAACAGUCAUGAUGUAGCAGCACCAAUGAGCCCACAAAAUCAGGAAGUCUCCUGUUAUAUAGAUUACAAUGUUUCUAUGCCGGCACAGAGCCUGUGGAAAGUUGAUAUUUUGAAUAAUGGUGUCUCUGGUGGAGAAAAAUGGGAAACUAUAAAUAGUCAAGUUCGUCUGAUACAUAUCAACACGACACAGGCAUUGAAGAUAAGUGGUAGAAGUCUACCAGAGUGGGGAUUUAAUCAGCUGGAGGUGGCCACAGAUAGAGUUAUACAACAGGAUGCUACAGUCUGGAAUGUAGAGGAACACAGAUAUACAAAAACUAAAGAUACAGUAUAUGAGAUAGGUACCGGUGAGAUGAUCCCGAUGCAGCCGACAUAUCUGUCAUUCUGGCAGAAAUUCUCGGAGCUUCAGUACAAGAUGAUUAUGAUGGGACAAGACAAGGAGAUGGAACACAAGUACAGUUCUAGUCCACUUGAUUGGCCUUUUAUGAAGAAGAAUGUUGCAUACUGGCUUAGUGAUACUAGUAAUGCCCAGAUACAUCUGGUGGGAAAUGUUGUAGUGUGGUUUGCUGGAACUAUUUCUAUACUUAUCUAUAGUGGUCUACUUGUAUUCUAUCUGCUGAGGAGGAGACGAGAUUGUUUUGAUCUUACACAAGAUGACUGGAGCAACUUUCUGUUUGUGUUUGACAUCAUUGUCAUUGGAUACCUGAUACAUUACAUUCCUCACUUUCUGACGGAUAAGACAUUGUUUCUACAUCAUUAUCUUCCUUGUGUAAUCUUCAAAGUGCUUGCGCUGGCCGCAGUACUCAACCAUGCAGAUAUAUGGCUGUCACAGGUUCGUUUUGGAUCAGUUGCGCUGAACAAUAUUAUAAUAGUCUUGAUAGCUGCAGCUAUGUGGGUAUUCCAGGAACUUUGUGUUGUUACCUACGGCAACGAAAACCUCAGUCCAGAACAAGUCGAAAAACUGACAUGGAUGGAGUCAUGGGACUUCCUGUUACAUAGAUAGCAACACGGAUUUAUUCAGUAGCAACUCAAAAACAAAACUAUUGUAUAUAAUACACAAAUAUGUAUAUUUAUUCAUUUUGAUAUUUUAAUCAUGUUUUUUUUUGUCCAAAAUAAAGUUAAAAAUGAGUAGUGGAUGUAUGGAUGGAUGUUUUGAAGUACUCGAGGCAUAGCCAGCCCAAAAAGAAUGUGCUGGCACAAGCUAGAGGGGUUUACAGGCACGUGCCUUUAGAAAAGCAUUUUUUAAAUUUUAUACCUAUGAAAUCACUGUUUUUUAAAUUACACAUGCAAUAAACCAUGCUCGUGAAAAUCAGGUAUGGGCUUUUGGACCUAAUAAUUACGCAAACAUUUGCAGCAUUUUGACACAUUUUCUGUUCUUAAAAAUACUGCUGCUUUGAAAUAAAAGAUCAAGAAAAAAUUUCCUCUGAAAAUGACAGUUAUUAAAAGGAAGGGUACAUUAAAGAUUGAUUUUGCUUGUUUCAAAGGUCAGAAAAAAUAUUGUUCAACCAAAUGAACCCGUGCUGGUACUAAUGAUAAACUUAAACAGAUGAUAAAGUCGACCACCUUCAAAUUAUUCGAUUGCAAUCAGUUAUUUAUACAAUUGAACAUGCUGUCUAAUAGCAACCACUUAAGCACCAACUGGUGUAUACAAAAACAAAAUUGGUAAAUAAAUGACUUACAUUUAUCUGUUUAAAAGAUAUUUAUCCAAAAUUACUUUGGAAGAGGAUGUUUUUUGGAGUAUACUCACUAUCAACACACAUAGAGGGUGUCAUUGGGUAACUUUUCAUUACAUGAUCCGAAAUGACUGUUACAUUUUUGGGAAAGUUUCAGUAUAAUACUAAGGAGAAUUUAUCAUCAGUCAAUGUUUGCUUACUAAAUAUAAAUUUAAAUUAUGUCAAUUUUUCAGCAAAUGUUGAGCUUAAUUUUGAUACAAACCAUUGAUAAUUUGCAGAAAUAAAAGUUACUGGUAAAAAACCUCAUUUUCUGUCCGAGUUUAUCAUCAGUACCAGUACUUGUAUGUUGUAUAUUUCUAUGUGAAACCUACAAUAGUUACCUGCCGUAUACUGUGCCAAACAUAAUUUAUUAUUUAGUGUUUUGCACAUGAAAUUAAAUGCUUAAUCGAUUUUUGACUAAUUUUUGUCAUUUUAUGAGUUGUAAAUUGGUGUAUGUAGACUUUAUUGUGCCCUACACUUAAUCAUCAGGCAGCUGAAAUUCAGUCGGACAGUCAGUCUAGAGGUCACCGGUUGAGUUCCUCUAGGGUCAUGACUCGGUGCUUCCUUGUAUGACUGGAGUACUGGAUUUUACCAGUGACCAGAGUAAUGCUUAAAAAAAAUAAUUAAAUUAUAAAUCUUAAGUGUCUUCCAGAAUCUCAAUUAAAUUUUGUUACUUUUAAAAUGUUCCUAUUGGACUGAUUUAAAAGUUUUUUAUGAUUUCUAUAUAUAUAUAUAUACUAUAUACAUAUAUAUAUAUGUAUGCAUUCAACAAAAUUUAACCAAAAACCUUGUUUUACUUGUAGAUCUGUCUGUCGGCAGAACAGACUGUUAGGUUUGUGAUCAAUAACACGGGCCUUUAGUGAUAGAACUUCAUAAUUUAGCAUGAUGAUUGCCUGUGGUCAGUGGAUAAUACCGGACUUUGGCAGUCAAUAGGUCAAAGUGAGUAACUGAAGAAGGCCUUUGUCCUCGGCUGUCAAACUUCAUAGGAUAAUAGCUUGUGGUCUACCUGAUCUUGAUGAAACUUGGUCAGAAUGUUUGCUUUUAUGCUGUCUAGGUCAAAUUUAAUACCGAGUUAUCUGGGUUUAAAAACUUCAAGAUUAAAUAGUAGAAAAAAGUGUUCACUCUAAAAGCCACCUGAUUUAUAUGAAACUUGGUGUUUUAAGAUAUUCAAGGUCAGUCAGGGUAAGAUGAGGUACUUGGUGCCAUUAUGGUCCUCUUGUUGUUGUUUUUUCUCUACUUAACCUGCUUGCAAAUAUAAUGUUCUUUCAGUUUUCAAACAGGGAGAAUGACUUCCCUGUUCCAUUAUAUCCAUCUCAAUCAAUUACAGGGCCUCUGUGGCUGAGUGGUUAAGGUCCCUGACUUUAAAUUAUUUACCCCUCACCGUUGUGUGUUCUUCAUGUGAGGAAGCCAUCCAGCUGGCUUACGGAAGGUUCAUGAUUUUACCAAGGUGCCAUUUCUAGAUGAAAUAAUGCACAGAGGGGCACCUUGUGUCUAGCUCCACCAUCAAAGCUGGAAAGUCGCCCUAUAACCUAUUAUUGUGUCGAUGCGACGUUAAACCCAACCAAAACAAAGUAAAAUCGAUCAGUGUAGCACUAGAAAUUUUCACUGUCAAUUAAAUUUACCAGUAUACAAAAAGAUGGUUUUGAUUUAGAAGAAAAUAUUAUUGUAUACUAUGAAAUCCUUUUUAUUAGCUCAUCUGAUUUUUUGAAAAAAAAUGAUGAGUUAUUGUCAUCACUUGAGCGGUUGUCGGCGUCGGCGUCGGCGUCUGCGUCGGCGUUGCCUGGUUAAGUUUUAUGUUUAGGUCAGCUUUUCUCCUAAACUAUCAAAGCUACUGCUUUGAAACUUGGAAUACUUGUUCACCAUCAUAAGCUGACCCUGUAUAGCAAGAAACAUAACUCCAUCUUGCUUUUUGCAAGAUUUAUGGCCCCUUUUGUACUUAGAAAAUACCAGAUUUCUUGGUUAAGUUUUAUGUUUAGGUCAACUUUUCUCCUAAACUAUCAAAGCUAUUGCUUUGAAACUUGGAAUACUUGUUCACCAUCAUAAGCAGACCCUGUACAUCAAGAAACAUAACUCCAUCUUGCUUUUUGCAAGAUUUAUGGCCCCUUUUGUACUUAGAAAAUAUCAGAUUUCUUGGUUAAGUUUUAUGUUUAGGUCAACUUUUCUCCUAAACUAUCAAAGCUAUUGCUUUGAAACUUGGAAUACUUGUUCACCAUCAUAAGCAGACCCUGUACAUCAAGAAACAUAACUCCAUCUUGCUUUUUGCAAGAUUUAUUGCCCCUUUUGGACUUAGAAACUUUUUUUUUAUGGUUAAGUUUUAUGUUUAGGUCAGCUUUUAUCCUAAACUAUCAAAGCUAUUGCUUUAAAACUUGCAACACUUGUUCACCAUCAUAAGUUGACCCUGUACAGCAAGAAACAUAACUCCAUCCUGCUUUUUGCAAGAUUUAUGGCCCCUUUUGGACUUAGAAAAUAUCAGAUUUCUUGGUUAAGUUUUAUGUUUAGGUCAACUUUUUCUCUUAAACUAUCAAAGCUAUUGCUUUGAAACUUGCAACACUUGUUGACCAUCAGAAGCUGACCCUGUACAGCAAGCAACAUAACUCCAUCCGGCUUUUUGCAAUAAUUAUUGCCCCUUUUGGACUUAGAAAAUCAUUUUCUUGGUUGAGUAUUAUGUUUAAGUCAACUUUUCUCAUAAACUAUCAAAGCUAUUGCUUUAAAACUUGCAACAGUUUUUCACCAUCAUACGUGGACACUGAACAUUAAGAAACAUAACUCUAUCCUGCUUUUUGCAAGAAUGAUGGCCCUUUUUAGACUUAGAAAAUCAUGGGUAGGACAAUAUUUCUAUUACACAAAAAAAAUCAGAUGAGCGUCAGCACCCGCAAGGCGGUGCUCUUGUAUAAAUUCAUUAUGCUUCCAUAACUGCCAACUCAUGUCUGUGUUUGAAUUAUGUGUAGAAAAAAAGAUAAAAGAAGCAGGACUAUGCAAUAAUAGUGAUAUACACAAGACUUUCAUUAUUAUGGACAUGCAUCUCUUAGGUUUGUGGUGCAGUGUCUGCUAGUCAGACCAUAGUUUCUCAUGGCAAGCCAUGAUCAUGUGAUAUUGCUUACUGAUAUGUUACAAGCAUUUGUAAUAAAAACUGCAUAUUUAACAAAAUAAAGGGUAAAGGCAG